Dentiscutata erythropus is the source of this 420-nucleotide messenger RNA. Lineage: Eukaryota; Fungi; Glomeromycota; Glomeromycetes; Diversisporales; Gigasporaceae. The record is from the annotation of a GenBank genome assembly.
AUGUCGAACCAAUCUACUCAUGAGGGGGAGAUUGGUUCAACAUUUAUUUACAUAUAUGUAAAUGUUAAAAAUGAUGAUAAUGCAUUUAACGUUAAUACGGAAGAUAAACCAUCAAAAAUCAAGAAAAGAAUGUCGAUGCCAAUUGAAGAAUUCAAACCUCAUUUCCCUCCAAGAAUAACACUCCAAGACAUUUAUACAGAAAUUUUAUCCAAUAACAAUAGGCAUGGCAGGAGAGCAACAAAGCUCCCAACAGCCUUUGACGCAUACAAGCUCUGCUUUCGUCGAGAACUUGAGUUACAAAGUUAUAAUGCUUUGGAACAAAUGAUUACAUCUUUGGCUAUUAAUUCAUGGGCUAAAGAACCAGCCGACGUUAAAGAAGAAUAUAAAAGAUUAUUGACUGAAGCGAAAACUUUGCAGUAA